This is a messenger RNA of Adineta steineri, 3460 nucleotides long. Lineage: Eukaryota; Metazoa; Rotifera; Eurotatoria; Adinetida; Adinetidae. The record is from the annotation of a GenBank genome assembly.
UGUUCCAUAUUAAUGAUAGUCUUGUUCUAUUUGUAUUAGGACACACUAUGGUUCAUUUCUACUAUGCUUUCACAAGUUGAUCUGUUGGAUUAUUCUGAUAUUCGUUGUAUUAUUCAUGAUCAUUCUUUCUUUUUUAACAAUAAUUCCAAAUGAAAAAAAUCAAGCUGUAAUAUCAGGUAUAAUCUUCUUUACACAUAACUUUCACAAUGUUAAAAUUGAAUUUAUUGGAACGAUAAAAAUCUGUCAUUCAAUUCUAAAGUACUGUGUUUCUUCAUAAUGACAAAUCAAAUAGAGUUAGUUAGCAGAUACAAAUCUCACAAGUUUCUAAUAGUUGAUAACAAAAAUCUUUGUUUUUACCAGAAUCUCAUGUCAAAAUCGCUUGAGUCUUCUUAACUAAGAAACUAGAUUAACUACAUUAUUUUACGAGAUAACUUCAGAUUAUCAUAGAAAAUAGAAGAAAACUUGUUUUGAAAAUAACUGCAAAUUAUUGUAUUGGAUAACCAAAUAUCUAAUGAGCAUUAUCUAUAGACACGUCUGCUGAAAUUUAGGACAAGUUUAUAAGCAUUGAAUCAUAAUAGAGUGGGACUUUUCAAUGUUGUACAUAAUUUUCUGCUAGAAACAUUUGUGAACUUUCUCUAUUAAUUAUUAUUUGAAUUUGUAUUUGAGUAAAUGAUUAUUUCUUUGUUAGCUUCAUUAAUCAACACUACUACUAGUAUAACUACAACUACAACUAACAACAUAACACAAAUGCUGACAACUAAUAUAUCAACAACAACAUUCUCUUCAACACCGACAACAAUUUCUUCAUCAACAGGUCUGAAGAUUAAAACUGUUCUGUUUUAAAGAUAGGGUCAUUAAAAAGGAAAAUCAAACUCUCAUUAUAAUUGUAUUUUAUGAUUUUUACUGUAAAAGGAUAACUAUAAAAAUUCGACUAUCUCAUUUAUUCGACACUAUACAUUAAACAAUUUAUCAAUCUCUGUUUUGAUCAUAUAAUAUCAGCCAAAAAACAUUGUGAUACAUGAUGUUUUUAUUCUAAAUGUUCCAUUCAUUCAUUUCCACAUUCAAUUGUUUUUUUCAUAUAAAACUAACGCAAUCUAUUUUCCAAGGUACCCGAUACUAGUAUAUCUGAAGAACCGUUAGGUACUUCAGUAUCUACAAGUACUUUUCAUGUUUUCAAUAUUGAUACUAGAGUACUUCUACUUGCUCAAUCGACUAACUUUUUAAAAGUUCUUCAGAAAAUUCUAUAGAGAGGGUGUGGGUGUGCGUGUUAUUUUCUCAUCCACAUCCGCAUCCACUCACACCCCUCAAGAUUGUUGUAUGAUAAUUAAUCGAUGCAUCUAAAACAGUCAAUUACUCAAAUGAUCUUUCAUCCUCAAUGUUCGCACUAGAACUUGCAAACGUUUUAUAUUUCCCUCAAUCAUUUUCAUUUUAAACUCACGAUGUUCAGCUAGUUUCUCAACGACUAGUUAGUACACUGUAAGCUGAAAAUCUUUGCCUAGGAGGAAAUAGUAGAUUUCAGGACUUCAACGACCUCCACAGACUUCAAUAAGCGAAACUUCAGUUUUUCGAAAGACUUCAAAAAACUUCACCGACUUCAAGGGACUUCAAAGACUCCGAUAGACUUUUAAGAUUUUAAAAUACUUUCAAGAUAUUAUGAGACUUGAUGCAUAAAGUCUCUGUUGUUUUCCCAUCGAUCUUUGCUUACUAUCUAAAUUAUGAUAUUCCUAGAGAGUUCAUCAUUGUUUCGAUGGUGAAUUUUAUUAAUUGUUAUUGAAUUACGAUAAUUUAAUGUUUUGCAGUGGUUUGGGUCAAAAUCGCAUCCGAUAGUGUUAUUGGUGAUGAAAACUGUGCUGGAAUUGGCUAUAAUACGUCGAUAACACUGAGUUCAUGUGAAAGUGCUUGUCUGGCUAUGGCUAGUUGUACAGCAAUCGAUUUUAAUCCAGCUACUGGGCAAUGUACGUAUCGUCAAUGCACUCCCUAUCCGCCAAAUUAUCGAAGCCAAAGUGGUUGGGAAGUAUGGGCCAUCCCAACCAGUUUGGUUUGGGUCAAAAUUGCAUCUGAUAGUGUUAUUGGUAAUGCAAAUUGUGUUGAAGUUGCCUAUAGUCCGUCGACAACAAUGAAUUUUUGUGAAAGUUCUUGUCUGUUUUUGACUCAUUGUACAGCAAUCGAUUUUAAUCCAGCUACUGAGCAAUGUAAGUAUCGUUAUUGCACCACUUAUCCGCCAAAAUAUCAAAGCCAACGUGGCUGGGAAGUAUGGGCGAUAGAAAGAGCAAUAUCAACUAUAACUAAUUCAUCAUCAUCAUCGUGUCAGUUAACGUUUGAAAAAGUCUAUGUAUAUAACAAUGUAUAUCACAUUGACGACACAUUAAAUGGGGCAAUUGCUGUGAGUGAUUUAAAUAAUGAUGGUCUAUGGGAUAUUCUUAUACCUCUUUUUCACGCUAACUCGCCCCGUAUUGCAAUACUGUUUGGAAACGGCAAUGGUUCCUUUAUAAGAUCAACAAUGACAGACACGGGAUGUGGAUAUCCUGCAGCAUAUGUCGUUGUCGCUGAUAUCAAUAAGGAUGUUCAGAUGGAUAUUGUUACUGCUUGUAUCAGAUACGAAGGUAGACUAGGUAUCUUACUUGGAGAUGGUGACGAAACGUUUCGUGAGACAACAUCAUAUUCAACAGGACGAGCUAGUAGUCCCAUAUGGCUCGACACCGGUGAUUUCAAUGGUGACGGUAACUUAGACAUUGUUGCUUCUCUAAGUGGAAUUCUCGGUGAUCGUAGUGUAGGAGUGUUGCUUGGAGAUGGUAAUGGAUUCUUCGAAGGAUGUAAACAAUAUUCGGCAGGACAGAACAGUCCUCCGAUGUCACUUGUUGUUGGUGAUUUCGAUAAUGACAGACUAUUAGACAUUGCUAUCGGCAAAUUAAAUGAGCCACGGAUCAUUGUGCUUCGAGGAUAUGGUAAUGGAAGUUUUGGACCACCCAUAGCCAAUGAACAGGAAAGCAUCAUCUUUUCGAGUUGGAUAGGUGCCGCUGAUAUCAAUAAUGACGGUUAUCUAGACAUUAUCGUCACAAACAUAGGCCUGAGCAAUGUAGCUGUACUUCUUGGAAAGGGCGAUGGAACUUUCAGACCAACAAUGACGUUUUCAACGGGAUAUUUUAGUGCACCACGCUCGGCUGCUAUUGAAGAUUUCAAUGGCGAUGGUAUGCUCGACAUCGCUGUCCUGAAUGGCGCAGUCUGGAAUGUGGGAGUGCUUCUUGGAUAUGGGAAUGGAACCUUUGGAUUACCAAUGACAUUUUCGUUUCCAUUUGGAAUGUCUUUGCUCACUAUGGCUGCAGCUGAUUUUAAUCGUGAUGGUCGGAUGGAUAUUGCUGUUGCCAUCCAAUCAUCGACGAUUAGUUUAUGUAUUCUGAUAAACACAUGUGAAUGCUGUGAACGGGAAUUUUUCAAUAUGAGUAGAAUCACUCAUCAAUGA